AUGCACUUUAUUAUUUGCUGCUUCUGUUGUAACUUUUUUCUUUCAUUUUUUUUUUUUUUCAUUCGUUCGUUUUUUUCUCCUUUUUUUUCCUAUUUUUCUUACUUUUUCUAUUCUUUCUCUAUAUUAUCUUUUUUUUCUUUUUCAUCAUCAUUAUCUUUCUUUAAUUCUCUAUUUUCGCCUCAUCUUUUCUUCAUUUGUUUUCAUCUUCUUCUCUUUCUCUAUUGCUUUACUACACGAUUUUUCCUCGUCUUUCUUUCCUUUUUUUUAUUUUUCCUCUUUUUUCUUUUCUAUUUUGACCUCUUUUUUCUUUCUUCGUCUCCUUUUCCUCGUCUCUUUUUCCUUUCUUUUUUCUUUAUUUCUUCCCCUCUUUUUCUAUUUUCAUCUCUUUCUUUUCAUUUUUUUUAUCUUUUAAUUUUUUUCCUUUUCUAUUUUCACCUUACUUUUUUUUCUUCUUUUUUAAUUUCUCCUUCUUCAUUUCCUUUUCUAUAUUCGUCUCCCUUUCCUUUCUUCAUUUGCUACCUCCCCCUCCUUGCUCUUCUGCUCUGUUUUUAUUUCUUCAUUUUAUUUAUUUAUUUUUUUUUUUUUAUUUCUUCAUUUUAUUUAUUUAUUUAUUUAUUAUUUAUUUUUUUGAUUUCUUUUUGUUAUUCCGUAUCGAUCGGGAACUAG
This is a messenger RNA of Acanthosepion pharaonis, 666 nucleotides long. Lineage: Eukaryota; Metazoa; Mollusca; Cephalopoda; Sepiida; Sepiidae. The record is from the annotation of a GenBank genome assembly.